This is a messenger RNA of Peronospora matthiolae, 1692 nucleotides long. Lineage: Eukaryota; Oomycota; Peronosporomycetes; Peronosporales; Peronosporaceae. The record is from the annotation of a GenBank genome assembly.
AUGGACGGCAGCGAUUCCCCCAAGAAGCUGAACGCAACGGCGAAGGAGUUCUCCUUUAAUCCAGGGGCUACGACUUGGAAGCCGCCCGCGGCCUUUACACCGCCACCCCCUGCAGCUGCUCCAGUCCCUGCAUUUGAUGUGGCGAUGCCUGUUCCCAAGAAGGGCAGCGCUACCGUUCUGGGUGCUUCUUCCGCUGCUAUAGCGGAGCCCGUGGCCCAAUUGGAAGAAAAGGUGGAGGAAUUGGAGGUGAACGACCAUAAAGAGGAGGUGGCUGAAGCAGCUGAUACGGAAAAGGCAGAGGAGGUGGAGGUGGAAAAGGCUCAGGAGACUGAAGAGACCAAGGCGGAGGAGGGGGAAGACGAGGACACUUUUGAAGAAGCAGAAGUGAGUGACGAAGACCCUCGCGAGCAUCUGAACGUUGUGCUCAUCGGUCAUGUUGAUGCCGGCAAGUCAACGCUGUCGGGCAACCUGCUGUAUCUCAUGGAUAUGGUGGAUAAGCGGAUCAUUGAGCGCUACGAGCGCGAAGCCAAGCAGCGCAAUCGUGACAGCUGGUUCCUUGCGUAUAUUAUGGAUACGGGUGAGGAAGAGCGAACCAAGGGCAUCACCGUUGAGGUCGGACGCGCCCAUUUUGAGACUGAAAGCCGUCGGUUUACGAUCUUGGACGCCCCGGGACACAAGAAUUACGUGCCUAAUAUGAUCCAAGGCGCGUCACAGGCCGAUGUCGGCCUCCUUGUAAUUUCGGCACGCAAAGGCGAAUUCGAAACGGGCUUUGACCGAGGCGGACAGACGCGUGAGCACGCCAUGCUGGCCAAGACGCUGGGUAUUAACAAGCUUAUUGUCGUCAUCAAUAAGAUGGACGAAGCAAACUGGGAACAAGAGCGGUUCGACGAGUGCGUCAACAAGCUUCGUCCAUUUUUGCGUACAUGUGGCUUCGCUGUAAAGCGCGAUGUGGCAUUCAUUCCCGUGUCAGGCCUGCAUGGCGACAAUGUCAAGGUGCCGCUGGACAAGGCCAAGGCACCGUGGUACGAGGGCGACUCACUCAUUGACUACAUGGACAAGAUGCACAUUGCCAACCGUAACCCGGAUGGACCUCUGCGUGUGCCGAUCUUGGAUCGCUACUCUGAGCGUGGCACGAUUGCUUUGGGUAAGGUGGAGUCAGGCGUGUUGGUGACAGGCCAGAAGGUGGUGCUGAUGCCCACGAACACGCCGGCGGUGGUGAAUCAAGUGUUUAUCAAUGAACUGCCCGUGCGUACUGCCAAGCCUGGUGAGAACGUGACUAUCCGCCUGUCCAGUGGUCUUGACGAAGUCCAAAAAGGCUUUGUGCUCAGUGGUGUCAAAGACGAUAACCCGCCGCGUGCGAUCCAUGCUUUUGCCGCGCAAAUUGCUCUCGUGGACACUUUGGAGCACCGUCCGUUGCUGACGGCUGGCUACAAGUGUAUUUUGCACAUUCACACGGUUGCGCAGGAGUGUAUUGUUGCGAAAUUGCUCCGCCCUAUUGACCCGAAGACGGGCAAGCCGGUGAAAAAGCAUGUGGCUUUCAUUAAGCAGGGCCAAGCCGUUGUGUGCCGGAUUGAGGUGGAACAGAGCAUUACGAUUGAGACGUUUGCGACCAUGCCUCAGCUCGGUCGUCUCACUCUUCGUGACGAGGGUAAGACAAUUGCUAUUGGCAAGGUGCUGGCCCUGGAGAAGUAA